GGCGUGAAGCGGAGAAUGGCGCUGGCGGCGGAGGCUCGGCUGGGGCGCCGGCUGAGUCCGGGGCCGAGGCGAAGGCCCUGGACCGCGGCCGGGCGCUCGCGGAGCCCGCGGAAGGCGGCCGCGCCCGUGGCGGUAGGAGGGCGCGCGGCCCGCGCCGAGCGCAUGUUCCCAGCUUCAGCCUCUCGGGGCGCCGGACAGGCCCCCUUCGUGCGGCCCAGCUCCGAGCCAAGCCCCGCCGGUUCGCGGCCGCGCCGCAGGCCCCCGCCAGUGCCCUCCCGAAUGGAGUCGGAGCCGAAGAUUUCCUCUGCCGCCUGUGGCUAUGGAUUCCCGCUUCUGUCCUCUAAAACCAAGGAUGUGACGAAAGUUUGGGGAAUGGGACUCAAAGGUUCUCAGCUUGGAUUUCACAGGAGCCGGAAAGAGAGAAGUGUGCACUCUCCCCUUGGCUUUCUCUGCUGUGACUGGGCUGAGAAAGCUCCCUCUGACUUUCAGGAAUCUGAUGACACAAACCAAACCGGAACAACAACACAGAAGGAGGCUAUAAUGAUUGCUCCCAGCCGUAGUGACAGUCACGAAGUCCACAGAGUGCAGGACUUCGAUGAACAGGUGUUCCAGAUACUUUACCAGUUUAUACCGCCAGCGGCAAUGGAGAGGAGAGCCGCUUUCUUCCUAUCCUCACUAGCACCUAGCCUGAUGGCUGGGAUCCUGCCCCACCUCGGAGACCAGGCCAUGGAAGCUGUGUUCCUGACAGCCCGGUGGAAGGAGUUGCUGUCCUUUGAGGAUGUGGCUCUGUUCUUCACCAGAGAAGAGUGGAACCAACUCGACUGGGCUCAAAAGGACCUCUACAGAGAUGUGAUGCUGGAGAAUUACAGAAACCUCAUCUUGCUGGGAUUUCAGUUUCCCAAACCUGAGGUGAUCUGUCAGCUGGAGCAGUGGGAAGAGCCGUGGAUCCUGGAUCUGCCAAGAGCUGGGACUAGGAAGGCUUCCGGUAGUGCUUGCCCAGGUUCUGAAGCCAGAUACAAGAUGAAAAAGCUACCUCGAAAGCAGAAAAUGUCUGAAGAUUUAGAAUCACGUAAGAUAUCAGUGGUAAAGCCGAAACCGGCCAAAAUACCUUCAGAAAAAUUACAUAAAUGUAAUGAAUUUGUGGACGUUUACAGACUUGCACUCCCUACUGUUGGUGGUAAACGCAGUAAGGACUUCCUUCAAAACCUUAACCUUAUCCAAGGUCAGAAUGCUCAAACAAGAAGGAAGUGGGGCAAAUGUGAUGAAUAUGGAAAACGCUUCCAUCACAGAUCAUUGCUUUGGAGGCACAAUCAGAUUCUUACAAAUGCGAAAUCUUAUGAAUGUAGUGACUGUGGAAGAGUCUUCAGGCGUCAGGCCAAUUUUGUUCGACAUCAAAGAAUGCACACUUCAGACUAUCCCUUUGAGUGUGACGUGUGUGGGCAGGCCUUCAAACAGAAGUCUGCACUCAGUGUCCAUAAACAGUGUCAUUCUCAACAAAAGCCGUAUAAAUGUCAUGACUGUGGAAAAUUUUUCCGUCAGAUGGCAUAUCUUGUUGAACACAAGAGAAUCCACACCAAAGAAAAACCCUACAAAUGUAGUGAAUGUGAAAGAACGUUUAGUCAGAAUUCAACCCUUAUUCGACAUCAGUUGAUCCAUAGUGGAGAAAAGCCCCAUAAAUGCCUUGAAUGUGGAAAAGCCUUUGGUCGCCAUUCAACCCUCAUGAGCCAUCAACAGAUUCACACUAAACACAACACUCAUAAGUGCCGUGAAUGUGGAGAAUCCUUUGGCCGGAACGUAGAUCUCAUUCAGCAUCAAAGAAUCCAUACCAAGGAGGAAUUCUUUGAAUGUAGAGAAUGUGGGAAAACUUUUAGUUUUAAGGCAAACCUUCAUCGACACGAGGUCAUUCAUACUGGAGAGAGACCCUAUAGAUGCGAUAGGUGCGGGAAAUCUUUCAGUUGGCGCACAAGCUUUAUUAAGCAUCAGAGUACUCACAGAGAGCAGAUAUCUACUUGAUAUUAGCUGGAAAAGCUACCAUUUAAAGACCAGAACUUAAACUUUUUGCAAGUAUUUGUAACUCCAUUGUUUUAAGAAAAUAAACAGCAACUGACACGGGU
Messenger RNA from Equus caballus (horse), 2114 nucleotides. It is a transcript of the gene ZNF789, whose product is annotated as zinc finger protein 789. The record is from RefSeq and is a predicted model, not a curated record. Gene Ontology annotation, biological process: regulation of transcription by RNA polymerase II. Gene Ontology annotation, molecular function: RNA polymerase II cis-regulatory region sequence-specific DNA binding; DNA-binding transcription factor activity, RNA polymerase II-specific. Lineage: Eukaryota; Metazoa; Chordata; Mammalia; Perissodactyla; Equidae.